This is a messenger RNA of Papilio xuthus (Asian swallowtail), 3278 nucleotides long. RefSeq names its product high mobility group protein DSP1. The record is from RefSeq and is a predicted model, not a curated record. The transcript is spliced from 6 exons. Lineage: Eukaryota; Metazoa; Arthropoda; Insecta; Lepidoptera; Papilionidae. Bases 410 to 1909 code for a protein of 499 amino acids.
GUUGGGGGCACCACCGAGCGCUUGUUUAGCGUCUAGCGUGCGGCGUUGCCAACUGUAUUGACUUAAGCACGAACCAAGACAAAACGUACGCGCGUGGUGUUAAACUUACAGCCGGCAGCUUUUUCAUAAAAGAAAUUGAAAAUCCGUGUGAAUUUGUGUAUUCAAUCGAUUUACAAGAAGUCAAAAAUGUUACAGCUAACGUAGACAUAUCGAGUCUUUGUGAUGAGAUUUUAGACUGUGCGCCAGUGCAAGUGUUUUAUGUGAAAACAUAUCCGUUAUUAAUGUAACGUUAAUCGAUUUUGUGUAGAGGAGAAAGGGAUAUGAAUUUAACGAGUGUCGCUCGAGCUAUAAUAUAGAGUGGUCGAAGCGGCAUAAAGAAAACUGGUUAGCCGAAAGCGGCGAUCGUGAUAUGGGGGAACGGGGCGCGACGGGGGGCGCUUGGGGUGCGCGCGACGAUGCCUCGUGGUGGCCGGGCGGCUCGGGUGAGCUGCAACACCAACAGCAAAUAAACGAGGAGAUAGCCCGAAGCACGGCCGCCGCCACCCAUCAGCUGUACACCUAUAAAAUGACCGGCGGCUUCAAUAACAGCGGGGACAAUCCGACUCCAAGUUUCGACUACCGUCUCAUGACUGGCUCCAAUGCGAGGCAGGAGUCCCCACAGCAGCCUUGGUGGUAUGCCUCAGGCUCGGUGGAGGCUCAGCAAGCCUCCUCAUCGCCUCAGAACCAGUCGAGCCCAGACCCCGAGCAGGGAAAUCAACAGGCUAACGGCUUACAACAAAACCAUCAGGCGUUGCAACAGCAGCAACAACAGCAGCAGCAACAACAACAGCAACAUCAACAGGAGCAACAAAAUCAAGCUAUUCAACAACAGCAAAACCAGUUACAGCAACAGCAACAAACUCUCCAACAAGCACUGCAACAACAGACUCAGACGCUGCAACAAACUUUACAGCGGCAACAAAAUCAACAGACUCUGCAGCAGAUGCUGCAGGAGCAACAGCAGCAGCAACAACAGCAACAGCAGCAGCAGCAGCAACAUCAAAACCUCCACCCGCAAGACCAGCAAAAUGUCCAACAGAGCUUACAGCAGUUACACGUGAGCCAAGCCCACGUGACCGCGCUCGCGCAGGCGCAGGCGGCGCUGCAACAGCAGGUCGUGCAGUCCUUCCAGCAGCAGCAACAGAACCUGCACGAUCAUCUGCAAGCCGUGCAACAGCAACAGCAGAUUCAAGCGGCGUUGCAACGACAAUCUGCCACAUUACAGGAGUUGCAGCAACAGGCGCAGCAGCAGCAGGCGCUGACCCAGACGAAGGCGAGGAUGCCACGCGCCCGCGCAUACAACAAGCCGCGCGGCAGGAUGACCGCGUACGCGUUCUUCGUCCAGACCUGCAGGGAGGAGCACAAGAAGAAACAUCCAGAAGAGAACGUUAUAUUCGCUGCGUUCUCAAAGAAAUGCGCGGAGAGGUGGAAUACAAUGUCGAAGAAAGAGAAGCAACGCUUCCACGACAUGGCUGACCAGGACAAGCAGCGCUACGACCUGGAGAUGCAGAGCUACGUGCCGCCCAAGGACGUGAAGGUGCGCGGCCGCAAGCGACACCAGCCCAAGGAUCCCAACGCGCCUAAGCGAUCGCUGUCUGCGUUCUUCUGGUUCUGCAACGAGGAGAGGUCGAAGGUGAAGGCCAAGUACCCUGACUACACGAUGGGUGACAUAGCCAAGGAGCUGGGCCGGCGCUGGGCAGCCGCAGACCCUGACACCAAGGGCAAGUACGACGCUCUCUCCGAGCAGGACAAGGCCCGCUAUGAUAGGGAGAUGACAGCUUACAAGAAGACAUUAGAACAAGCGCAAGCGCAGCCCGAGGUGCACGAAGAGGUAGAAGAGUACGAGGCCGAAGAAGAAUAUAAAUGUUAAUGUGAUGGAAGGGAAUGCAAAUAAUAAGGCAACCACGUACUUGUUAUUUACCGCACGGAGAAAAAAAACGCAUUAAAAAUAUAUAAUCGUCAUGAACAUAAACAUUUGUUACAUGUGAUUAAUUUCUGUGAUUAGGUAUAGAGGUAUUCAAAUAUGUUGGCAGCUCAGAACAUAGCAUGAAUUGUACAGAAUACAAUUUUAGAUGACUUUGAGCCGUCAAUAUAUUUGGUACUCUAUGUGUGAGCAAUAAAAAAACUUGUUAUAUUUAGCGUUUUUUCCCCGUGCGGUGAAAAAAUGCAGCAGAUCGAAUCGACCUUACUUUGAAUAUUUUUAUAAUUAUUUCACUAAACACAUCUCCUAUAUUCAGUGAUCAUUUUAUAAGUUUUUUAAGUUCCAGUGGUAAUAAAUACUUGAGUCGUCUUUACCUCAACUACCAAUAUGGUAAUCGGUUGUGACAUUUUACCAUUAUUUGUUGUUAAAUUAUAUCAUUUUUACUGUAUUUCUGUAAAUUGAAUAGUUUUUGUUCAAUUAUCAGUCAUUUUCAGGAAGAUUUAUUGAAAAAAAAGUACUUAAAUUUUAAGUCUGGAUUUUUUUCGCUGCUAAUUACUUACGAAUAAUGGAUACUGAUUCUUGUGUAGCUUAGUAUAGAAAGAUUUUUUUAAUAUUUUUAUGAACUCAUAAUUGAAACUUAAUCGAUACUGACUUAAUCAAAGAUAUGGUUCAAUUCUGAUAUUUUUUAAUGAAAUCCAAUGAAAUUAUAUUAAAUGUUUUACCAUUUGCUUAUUUUAACAAAAUCAUUUUUUUUUGUUUUCCAUAGAAAUUGGACCAAAAAACCUAUUGGUUUUCUUAUAAUAAUUUCAAACUAAAAUCUGACUAAAUUUUAUGUACAUUUUUUAUGUAUGUAAUAACUGCUUGCCUAAGCAACAUCAAAAAUCGAAUUGUAUUUGGAUUAUGGAUUAUUUUUGUACUAUUUAGUUUUACCCAGUAUUUCAUUAACAAUUUAUAUAAAAAUAUUUAGAUUAUAUAUAAAUUGAAUCUCGAAUCAAUUAAUACAAAAUAAAUAAACCGUGUGUCCACAUUACAUUAAACAUUCACAUAAAACAUGUUGAGAUCUCAGAUUCUUUUAGAGAAAAGAAAAAUAGCGAUAAUUAUUUUUAUGUGAGUGCUUAAUCGAUGCCAAUGUACGGUAAGGCUCCGUUCACAUUAACCAGGAUGAAAUAUGAUGCCGCAAAUAAAAAUGAGCUGUAUACGAUUGAAACAAAGUUUAAUUUUACUUAGCACGUAUUUUUUUUCAAGUGCAAGCGUAAAAAAUACGCGAAAAGCAUAAUUAAACCUUAUUUCUAUCACGUAAAACUCAAUUUUAUUUGCA